Molecule: messenger RNA, 726 nt
Organism: Serendipita indica DSM 11827
Lineage: Eukaryota; Fungi; Basidiomycota; Agaricomycetes; Sebacinales; Serendipitaceae
Source: the annotation of a GenBank genome assembly
AUGUUUACCGGUCUCAUAGAACAUCUCGGUCGCGUCGCCGUCAUCGACGAGCUCGACGCAUCGGAAAGUGGAGGAGGCGGCUGGAGCAUGACGAUUGCAGAUGCAUCUCCCAUCCUAGACGAUUGCCAUAUUGGAGAUUCCAUCGCCGUCAACGGAUGUUGUCUCACUGUUACCCAUUUUGACUCGGACACAUUUAAAGUCGGACUCGCACCAGAAACGCUCUCGCGCACAAAUCUUGGCGAGCUCAAAGUUGGCGCACGCGUCAAUCUUGAACGAGCCGUGGCUGCUCAUACCCGCUUCGGGGGCCACUUUGUCCAGGGUCACAUUGACGACGUCGUGACCAUCUGUAACAGAGAACAAGACGGAAACUCUCUCCGACUCACGUUCAAGGUUCCCCCAGCGACCCAGACCCGCCCUUCUCUCCUCCCGUACAUCAUCCAAAAGGGUUUCAUCGCCCUCGAUGGCGCCUCGCUCACCAUUACUUUCGUCGACGACCAAAGCCAGACAUUUGGUGUGAUGCUCAUCGCCCAUACCCAGUCUAAAAUCGAGCUAGCCAACAAGCCCGUCGGCGCAACGGUCAACGUCGAGGUCGACAUGGUCGGCAAAUAUGUCGAAAAGUCGAUUGCUGCCGCCCUUGGCAGCUUUGAGAGUUCGGGGCCUUCGUCGCCUCUCAAGACCCUCAUCGAACGCACAAUUGACAAUGCGAUUCAGAGUCGUCUGAAAUAA